Anarrhichthys ocellatus (wolf-eel) is the source of this 8420-nucleotide messenger RNA. Its product is annotated as dipeptidyl peptidase 9-like. The transcript is spliced from 20 exons. Gene Ontology annotation, molecular function: serine-type peptidase activity; dipeptidyl-peptidase activity. Gene Ontology annotation, biological process: proteolysis. The record is from RefSeq and is a predicted model, not a curated record. Lineage: Eukaryota; Metazoa; Chordata; Actinopteri; Perciformes; Anarhichadidae. The coding region runs from base 1073 to 3850 and encodes 925 amino acids.
UUAUUGUCACAAAAUUGAUGAUUUAACAUGGAUGCUUAAAAACAUACAAGCUGAGACGAUGAUGCCAGAGAUAUAAGGUUACAUGUUUAAAUAGUGAGGUGUCUAUAUGUGGCACAGACGGGGAGAAUACAUUGAGACGUUAUCAACAGUGAUUCAGCCUUUAUCCCUUUGAAGUUUAUUUUUGCUUUCGAUUAAAACACUGUUUGCUGUUUCUCUGAAAAAGCCCACACAGUUGUGUUUACAAAACAAAACUACGUGGGAAAACAAUCGAGAAUAAUUAGUAUCUCACUGGUUAUUCUCUAAUAUUUAUUCAUGGCCUCAUCUUUCAGGCUGAACAGAGUCAAUGGUCACAAAGACAAUCCAAAGCGUUUUUUAAUAAAUCUAAACACAUUAAAAUAUAAUUUAUAUCUUAAAGAGAUGACUACCAUGAAGUAGAAUACAAUUGAGAAAAAUCAUCUUUUUUUAGUAAUUUGCUUUAAAAGAUUGAAACCCAUUCAGUAGAUUUAUGUGGAGCAUUAAACCAUCUCACAGCCUUCAUCAACAGUUGUCACGUCACCUGGAUCUUCAGUCACGUGAUAAGAGGUGGUUGUAUAUUAGGGAGAAUGAAGAAUGUUUCCUUGUAUCAUUCACUCUAAUCAAGUCACGUCAAAUGUACAAAUACUGUAUUUGUUUCUCUGUCAGACAUGAUUUGGUUGAAGGGACCGGCUGUUGUGUUUUCUGGGAAUGAACUUGUGAAGAAUUUGCAUUCCAGGCCCAGGCCAACGGACCGGCCUACAGUAAAAUGUGGAGGGACAGUGUAACAUUUGCCACAGUUAUGACACAGACGUUGAAGUGUGAGCACCGUGCAGCUGAGUCGCACUCAAUGAGACCGCAUAUCGGGAACGCACAGCUGUGAGUGUGGUCGGCUGAAGAGUGGCAGCUCCACGAUGAAGCAGCACAGAGACCUCCAGGGCCCUCACUUCAGUAACAAGAUUCACUGUGUACAUCAUAGGAGCUUAGCUCAAGGCAUCGUCUAGGUUUUCACUGUUAAAAUGAUCUGUUUGUCAGCAGGAGCAGGUGCUGCCAUGCAACGAUGUGUAAUUUGUGUUAUCUGUUUGACAUCUUCACUUCUUACGUGUUCACCUGGUUUCCCACAGGGUGUCAGUGCUUGUCCUGGGUCGUUGAACGGUUCAUGCACAGAGCAAAGAGGCUGAAAACUGAAGACAAAACAGAAGACGGCCAGGAAAGCAUCAGGCACGCACUUGCAGGCAUGACCGGGGUGGACGAGCUCUCGGACAGCACAGAGGUGGUGGAGAUGGAGGAUGUGAAUCCCACCCAGUUCCAGGUGGAGAAGCACACGUGGGACGGCCUGCGGAAGAUCAUCCACAACAGCCGCAAGAACACGGGCGUGGUCAUCAACAAGGCGCCACACGACUUCCAGUUCAUCCAGAAGGACGAGAUGAGUCCGCACUCCCACCGCAUGUACUACCUUGGAAUGCCUUACGCCAGCAGGGACAACGCUUUGCUCUACUCAGACAUUCCCAAGAAGAUCCGCAAAGAGGCUCUAUUGGUUUUGUCAUGGAAAAAGAUGCUGGAUCGCUUUCAGGCCAGCCCUCACCACGGGGGCUUCUCGCGGGAGGAGGAGCUGCUGCGAGAGAGGAAACGCUUGGGGGUGUCUGGCAUCACCUCCUAUGAUUACCACCGACCCAGCGGCCUCUUCCUGUUCCAGGCCAACAGCAAUCUGUACUAUUGCCGUGACGGCGGAAACAACAGCUUCACUACUUCUCCCAUGGAGCCUGUUGAAAUUAAGAGCCAGAGUUCAGGCACACGCAUGGACCCCAAGAUCUGCCCCGGGGACCCCAACUUCAUUGGCUUCAUCAACAACAAUGACAUUUGGGUGACCAGCAUUGAGACGGGGGAAGAGAGGAGGCUCACCUUCUGCCACAAAGGCAUUGAUAACCCAAAAGACGACCCCAAAUCUGCCGGUGUUGCCACUUUUGUCACGCAGGAAGAGUUUGACCGUUUCACUGGAUACUGGUGGUCACCAGCUGCUCGUGAAGAAUCAGAUGGUGGUAAGACUCUACAGAUUCUUUACGAGGAAGUGGACGAGUCUGAAGUUGAGAUCAUCCAUGUUCCAUCUCCGGCUUUGGAAGAGCGUAAGACCGACGUCUACAGAUACCCACGCGCAGGCAGCAAGAAUCCGGAGAUCAAUCUCAAAAUAGCAGAAAUCCGGACAGACAGUCUUGGCAAAAUUGUCAGCACGCAGGAGAAGGAGCUGCCUGUUCCCUUCACCAGCCUGUUCCCUAGUGCUGAAUAUAUCACCAGAGCCGGAUGGACAAAAGACGGCAGAUAUGCGUGGGCGGUCAUGAUGGAGCGACGGCAGCAGCGUCUCCAGUUGGUCCUGCUGCCUCCAGCGCUCUUCAUCCCUGCACAUCAGGAGGGAGCCAACAGGCAGGAGAGCCUAGAGGCCCUCGGAGACACCGUCCAUCCCUUCAUCAUCUACCAGGAGACCAGCGACACCUGGAUCAACGUGCACGACAUCUUCCACCCGUUCAUCCAAACCAGCGAUGAUGAGAUCAGCUUCAUAGCAGUAAAUGAAUCAAAAACCGGUUUCUGUCACCUGUAUAAGAUCACCUCAGUGUUACAGCAGGGCAGCUACAACUGGGCCACAGGAUACGUGCACUCUGAAGAUGAUUUCAAGUGUCCAGUCAAAGAGGAGGUCACCAUAACCUGCGGGGAGUGGGAGGUGCUGGCCAAUCACGGAUCGAAGCGUUCAUCAAGUCCUCAGAUUUGGGUGGACGAGGCAGCAAAGCUGGUUUACUUUCAGGGAACCAAAGACUCUCCUCUGGAGCAUCACCUCUAUGUUGUGAGCUACGACUCGCCGGCUGAAAUCGUCCGACUCACCAAAUCCGGCUUCUCCCACAGCUGCUCAGUGAGCCAGACCUUUGACAUGUUCGUCAGCCAUUACAGCAGCUUGACCACAGCACCCUGUGUGCACGUCUACAAGCUGCAGGGCUCAGACGACGACCCGCUGCACAAAGAGCCUCAGUUUUGGGCGAGCAUGAUGGAGUCCUCUGGUUUUCCUUCCGACUCCACUCCUCCAGAGAUCUUUAGCUUCACGGGGCAGUCGGGCUUCGAGCUGUACGGCAUGUUGUACAAACCACACCACCUGGUCCCCGGCAGGAAGCAUCCAACUGUCGUCUUUGUUUACGGUGGCCCGCAGGUCCAGUUAGUGAAUAACUCUUAUAAAGGAGUGAAGUACCUGCGUCUGAGCACGCUGGCUUCUCUGGGCUACGCUGUGCUGGUCAUCGAUGGACGAGGCUCCUGUCAGCGCGGACUCAAGUUUGAAGGAGCUGUGAAGGACAAAAUGGGUCAGGUGGAGAUUGACGACCAGGUGGAGGGUUUACACUACGUGGCUGAAAAGUACAAGUUUGUGGACCUGAGUCGUGUUGCCAUCCAUGGCUGGUCAUACGGAGGCUUCCUCUCCCUAAUGGGCCUCAUCCACAAACCGGACAUCUUCAAGGUUGCCAUUGCGGGAGCUCCAGUGACGUUGUGGAUGGCCUAUGACACCGGUUACACAGAGCGAUAUUUGGACACACCUGAGAAAAACCAGAAGGGAUACGAGGCUUGUUCUGUCGCCCUGCACGUCGACAAACUCCCCAAUGAGCCCAACCGACUGCUGAUCCUGCACGGGUUCCUAGAUGAGAAUGUGCACUUUUUUCACACUAACUUCUUGGUGUCUCAGCUCAUCCGGGCAGGAAAGCCUUACAACCUGCAGAUUUACCCCAACGAGCGACACAGCAUCCGAUGUCCAGAGUCCGGAGAACAUUACGAGAUUACACUGCUGCACUUCCUCCAGCAGAACCUCUGAUAAGCCUCGCUACACACUGACCUUAACCUCCUCUCCUUGUCUCCUCUUUCCCUUUCUUCCAUUUAUUUAAACCUGCAUCUUCUUCUCCUUUCUCUCGAUUUUAUGAUAUUACGCUGACUGCAAGCUAUGCCAUACCUCAUCACACCUCAAGAGUUGUGUCGUCAGUCUUAACGGUGCUGAAGCAUUUUAGCAUCAAUAAAUGACGAGAUUAAUUUACAGUUUUUAGAAGCAUCACCAUGAAUGAGUCACUCCCUGAGAAAGAAGUCGUGGAGUCUAAACUCUAUUUUACAGUGUAGGGAAAUCUGCUGGAUUGCUCCUGAACAAACGGGGUCUAUAAAAAACUUAAUUGAUGUUUAGACAGAACUUUGUCAGCAAUGCAACAAGUACAGAAGUGGACCAGCAGCUCUGUUUUACUGUCUCUUUUUCUUACAAUUCCUUUUUUUUUAUUGAACUCUCACCUUUCACGUUUUUCUGGGAGCCGACUGAUGAUCGUCGUCCUGUGUCUGUGAAUAAACACUGGAGUGAUGUUAGCAAACGUAGAGCUCUAUAAGAGUAUACAAGCUCUCAAGCCCCCUUGUCGUAUACUCUGUGCCCUCACGUGCUAUCAUAAAAUACUUCUUAUGUGCUGUGCCACACUUUGCCAGAUCGACCAGAAAAAAAAUCACAUGCCACAUUUGUUUUUUUGCUUAGUGUUAAACCAUAUUUGUAUGAAUUAUUAUGCAUUCAUAAAAGGUGGAACUAUGUAGCGACCUGUUGCUGUUUCACUCGCUCACUCGCUUGCUUAAAUUCUGUGGGGAGCUUCUUUUUCUUCUGCUGCUGCUGAGGAAUUUUGCACAUAUUACAUAUAUUUACCUUGGUGCCAACAAACUGACCUAUGAGAUGAUGUAUGACACAACUGUUAGCAGUCUGAGGUGCCUUGCUCGUAUAGUUUAAAUCAGGGAAUCUGUCUGAGGACCUACGACAAUAAAAUGCCUUGUUACGCAUGUGUCUGAUGAACAUCUGUCAGAUGAGCUACCGUCACCUGUUCAUGGUUAAAUGUACUCAGAUAAUGUAGAAAUAAACUGAAGUGGACUUUUUUUUUUUUUUUCUUUUCCCCCCCAAAAGUCUUGUCACCAAAUGAAAAGUAAACGUUUUUUGUUUUUUUUAAAGUAUUUUAAACGUAAUUUUUUUUGGUAAAAUAUCUGAAGAUUCCUCUGACGGUUCAGGCAGUUGGUAGAUAAACAGUGUGAGGCCUUCUGAUGUUUGAGUUUAGGGGAAAGGAGAUGAAAAUGACAACAUAAACCAAUUACACCAAACUCAAUGAAAUGUUAGAUUCAUGAACGGAAUGGAUACAUUCACGGGGCUUAUGAGCACAACUCUGGUCAACAUGGACAAAAGUCAAAAUGACUAACUCCAAAUCAAAAAAUACGAAUCACCCUAAUGCAGCAAGAAGACUUAUUUCUAUAUAAAUAAGAAAUUGCACAGAAGUAAAACACAGGCCCAGCAAGCCAUUUCACAUUAAUAACAAAGUGAGAAAAUCCUCUUAAGAAACAUAUUUAGAGAGAGAUCGACUGUUCCAUUAAUCUCAUCCUGAUACAAAAUACACUUGUGAGCUUUCUGUCUCUUAAUUGAACACAUCGGUGGUCUUUCUCAUUUCCCCAGCAGGGAGCAGUAGUUUAAAAGAAACUAUUUUCAACCCCUUUGUCCAAUAUGUUAAACAAACAUCACAAUGUGCCAAAUAUUGUAACGUAAUAAAGAAUGCCCUGAAGAGCAUUCAUUCAAAAUCAGAUUUCAAGCGACUCAUGUUAACCAUCUACAAACGGCUCAUUUACAUUUGUGUUUAUUUACAUCACCCCACAGAUGUAGGAUUCUCCAGUAAGAGGCAUUGUUUUCAAUAUAAUCAUGUACAGUUUGUGGUUUAUUUUGACCUUUUUAUAUAGACUCAUUAUGAAAUGCGUAACUCAUACAUGUACGUAGACGGUCAUUUGAAGAACUUGAAGUGUAAAAUGUUUCUUUGUAUGGUUUUUCAUUUUAUUGAGAAGAAGUUUGCUGUUAUGCCUUCAAGCAAGAAGAAAGAACCAAGACUUAUUAAACUUUCAAAAAACUUUAUUCUCAUCCACUUCAUAUAAAUGAAAUAUAAAAUGUUGUAUAAAUGAUGUAGAUAAUAAACUGUAGAACUACUGAAAACACAUGCAGUAAGUAUUACAAAAAAAGCUCAAGAAGCCCUUAUAAAGGGAAUAAACAACUGUCAAUAUGACUGAACAUGUCCACUGUGACACUUAUUGAUCGUAUGGCACAGCAUAGAAAUAUGUGAUGAUCCUGUUCGGAGAGAUCAUUAAUUAGUAUUAAAUAGAGUCGUGUUUUCUUUGGUCCUCUGCUGUUUCAGGCAGACUGAUCUGCUUAUUGUUUUAUUGUGGCGGGUGCGAUCUUCAGAAGCGUGGCCUUCACAGAGUGGCUUUGUCCCUUUGUGGACGACCAGAACAUCUCUUGUCUUCUGGACCGCUGCCGUCUGAGCACGCUCGGCCUUCUGGGAUAUCUGCCAUUGAGGUUUGACUCGCCGCAACUACUGAACCACCAACCACCUGCAACACAAGAAGAGCAUUUUUAUAGCAACAUUUUUGUUUCGUUCUGAUUAUUCGUGGUAUUAAGCCACUCCAGACAGUUUGAAUGUGUUGAGGUUUCGUACCUGAGAGCAGUUCAGCACAGUUUACAUCUGCAGCGAGGUCGUUGUCUCUGUCGGCGGUGGAAAAAGGAAGACCGGAUUCUGCGGUUGUCAUGUUCUCCUGAGCCCCAGAUGAAGACGUCUGCUCCAGGUGGAGAGCAAACUUCUUCUCUUCUCCUUCAAGUUGGAAUCGAUAACGAGCCUCCCGCUGCUGCUGCUCUCCCGCCCAAUCAGAGAGCUCCACCUGCAGGACGUACUGGCCUUGUUUGGAGAGCGAGUGGAUGUUCUCCAAGCCCAACCAAAACUCGCCUGGAGGAGAAAUGUUGAGAUUAAUUUUACAUUUUCACUGAGGUUUAGUGAUAUUUUAAGAACUUCUUUGAGACAAGUUUCUUACCAUUCAGGUUGCCAAAGCCUUUCUUAUAGCUUUCCCACAGCUGGUUGAAGUUGUUGGAUCCAUCUUGACGUUUCUGGAUCACGGUCCAUCCACCUUCUGCAGAGAGAGAGAAAAGAUUGAGCUAAAGAGGCUUAGCACACAAAAAUACUUCACUUUGUAUUGUAUUGACGCUGUAGUGGAAAUAGAAAAAUGUAAAAGCUGUUUAAAUUUCUUAGGGAUCAUGUAUCGCUGUGCAACCUUUUGAACUAAAAUUUCUCCUCUUAGUGGGGAAACUCUGGAGUGUUUUUUUGAGACUGCUUUAUGAUUCUCACCUGAAGUCAUUUCACAGAGGACGUUGAAGGGCCGGGAGCUCUGUGGUUGGAUUUUGUAGAUGCCGCUGGCUCGCUGGCCUCGUACAAACAGAUCGUGACAGUCUCUGGCCAAACCUGAGGAAAAACCAGAAGACAGAAAACCGAUCAGAUGAUUGAGGUGUUCGUUCAGGCUGAGGCAUCAGAGCCAGUCUGUUGGGCUCAGGUUUGAUUUUGGACAUUCAAAUCAGUAAAUCUGUAAAACGUUGUUGAUGAAUCUGGCUUUCCGUGUCCUACAAACAUACAGUACAGGUGUGUUUAACAGCUGCUGUCCUCUUUUUCUCCUGAUCUUUGGACUCGAUGUGAACUGCUCUGUCAGCGACUCAAGUGUUAUAAAUUCAGGUGCAAAGGUGAUGUUUGUUGUUGUUCUUAUGUGACUUCAGGAUAAAUGAAUAGCUCCUGUGUUCUCUUUCUGCAAAUGGUUGCAAACUGAAAAGCGUUUGCUGAACUGCUGGUUAAAGUCUUUUCAGUAUCCUCCCUCAUUCCAUUUUUUUCUUUCCCCUCAGAGCGACUUUGUCUCCAUCACUUUCUUACCUGAUGCGUCUCUGCUCAGCUCUUCUGUCUCUCCCCUCAGUGCCGUCUCUUCAUCUCUCCGUCGGUGUGAUUUGACUCUCUUGUGUGCAACCUGGGAGGAUCACAGAGCAGGGUAAAGAAACCAUAAUUAACCACUGACAAUCAUCUUGUUAAUUCUUUUGGUUUGAGGGAUCAUCCUGCAGCUGAAAAGUCACAGUUUUGUUCUCUCUCCCUGGCUUAAACCCUACGAGGCUCACCUUGGUUUGCAGUGUUUGCAGGUGCAGACUCUGCUUCUCCAAUUUGUCUUGUUGCUGCUUGAUUUUCUCCACCAGCUGGUCAAUGCGUCUGUUCUGAGCCGCUACCAGUCUCUGGAAAAAUACAAUGUCUGGUCAGCUUCACAGCGUCAUUGUGUUUUCAGGGGUACAGCUUUGUUUCAAAUAACAUCCGACAUGGAGGUAUUUCGAUGGGAAACAAGUUCACAUACUACUGUAGGAUUGUGUUUUGUAACUAGCACUAGUGGAUUUUGUUUUCAGAAAUGCUCCUAUUUAUUGUUCCUCACCUGGAUAAAUGAGACUCCUGUGCGAUCGCUGUUGUUGCUGACCAGUGUCGGCUCUUUGAGAACCUCAUCCACCUUCUCCUCCAGUCUGUCCAUCCUGGUGUGGAUGUCCUCGCUCU